Molecule: messenger RNA, 2940 nt
Organism: Physeter macrocephalus (sperm whale)
Lineage: Eukaryota; Metazoa; Chordata; Mammalia; Artiodactyla; Physeteridae
Gene: SLITRK3
Product: SLIT and NTRK like family member 3
Exons: 1
Coding region: 1-2940 (979 amino acids)
Biological process (GO): regulation of presynapse assembly; axonogenesis; positive regulation of synapse assembly
Cellular component (GO): GABA-ergic synapse; postsynaptic density membrane
Molecular function (GO): protein binding
Source: RefSeq, a predicted model, not a curated record
AUGAAACCUUCUAUAGCUGAGCUGCUUCACAGAGGGAGGAUGUUGUGGAUAAUUCUUCUAAGCACAAUUGCUUUAGGAUGGACUACCCCGAUUCCCCUGAUAGAGGACUCAGAGGAAAUAGAUGAGCCCUGUUUUGAUCCAUGCUACUGUGAAGUGAAAGAAAGCCUCUUUCAUAUACAUUGUGACAGCAAAGGAUUUACAAAUAUUAGUCAGAUUGCUGAGUUCUGGUCAAGACCUUUUAAACUAUAUCUGCAGAGGAAUUCAAUGAGGAAAUUGUACACCAACAGUUUUCUUCAUUUGAAUAAUGCUGUGUCCAUUAACCUUGGGAACAAUGCAUUGCAGGACAUUCAAACAGGAGCUUUCAAUGGUCUUAAGAUUUUAAAGAGGCUAUAUCUACACGAGAACAAACUAGACAUCUUCAGAAAUGACACCUUCCUUGGCUUGGAAAGUCUGGAAUAUCUGCAGGCAGAUUACAAUGUCAUUAAACGUAUUGAGAGUGGGGCAUUUCGGAACCUAAGUAAACUGAGAGUUCUGAUUUUAAAUGAUAAUCUCAUCCCCAUGCUUCCAACCAAUUUAUUUAAGGCUGUCUCCUUAACCCACUUGGACCUACGUGGAAACAGGUUAAAAGUUCUUUUCUACCGAGGAAUGCUAGAUCACAUUGGCAGAAGCCUGAUGGAGCUCCAGCUAGAAGAAAAUCCCUGGAACUGUACAUGUGAAAUUGUGCAAUUGAAGAGUUGGCUGGAACGCAUUCCUUACACUGCCCUGGUGGGAGACAUCACCUGCGAGACUCCUUUCCAUUUCCAUGGAAAGGACCUGCGAGAAAUCAGGAAGGCAGAACUCUGUCCCUUGUUGUCUGACUCUGAGGUGGAGGCUAGUUUGGGAAUUCCCCACUUGUCAUCAAGCAAGGAAAAUGCAUGGCCAACUAAGCCUUCCUCAAUGCUGUCCUCUGUCCAUUUUACUGCUUCUUCUGUUGAAUACAAGUCCUCAAAUAAACAGCCCAAACCCACCAAACAACCUCGAACACCAAGGCCACCCUCCACAUCCCAAGCUUUAUACCCUGGUCCAAACCAACCUCCCAUUGCUCCUUACCAGACCAGACCACCCAUUCCCAUUAUAUGCCCUACUGGGUGUACCUGUAAUUUGCACAUCAAUGACCUUGGCUUGACUGUCAACUGCAAAGAGCGAGGAUUUAAUAACAUUUCUGAACUUCUUCCAAGGCCACUGAAUGCUAAGAAACUGUAUCUGAGUAGCAAUCUGAUUCAGAAAAUAUACCGUUCUGAUUUUUGGAAUUUCUCUUCCUUGGAUCUCUUACAUCUAGGGAAUAAUCGUAUUUCUUACGUCCAGGAUGGGGCUUUCAUCAACCUGCCUAACCUAAAGAGCCUCUUUCUCAAUGGCAACGAUAUCGAGAAGCUGACACCAGGCAUGUUCCGAGGCCUACAGAGUCUGCACUACUUGUAUUUUGAGUUCAAUGUCAUCCGGGAAAUCCAGCCUGCGGCCUUCAGCCUCAUGCCCAACUUGAAGCUGCUAUUCCUCAACAAUAACUUGCUGAGAACCCUGCCAACAGAUGCUUUUGCAGGCACAUCUCUGGCUCGGCUCAACUUGAGGAAGAACUACUUCCUCUACCUUCCUGUGGCUGGUGUCCUAGAACACUUGAAUGCCAUUGUCCAGAUAGACCUCAAUGAGAAUCCUUGGGACUGUACCUGUGACCUGGUUCCCUUCAAACAGUGGAUCGAAACCAUCAGCUCAGUCAGCGUGGUGGGUGAUGUCCUGUGCAGGAGCCCUGAGAACCUCACCCACCGUGACGUGCGCACUAUCGAGCUGGAAGUUCUCUGCCCAGAGAUGCUGCACAUUGUGCCCGCUGGAGCAUCCCCAGCUCGGCCUGGAGAUUCUCACCUUGCUGGGGGGCCAACGAGUGCAUCACCUUAUGAAUUCUCUCCCCCUGGGGGUCCUGUGCCACUUUCUGUGUUGAUUCUCAGCCUACUGGUUCUGUUUUUUUCAGCAGUCUUUGUUGCGGCAGGCCUCUUUGCCUAUGUCCUCCGACGGCGCCGGAAGAAGCUGCCCUUUAGAAGCAAGCGGCAGGAAGGCGUGGACCUCACUGGCAUCCAGAUGCAAUGCCACCGGCUUUUUGAGGAUGGUGGAGGUGGUGGAGGUGGAAGUGGAGGUGGGGGACGACCUGCUAUUUCUUCCCCAGAGAAGGCCCCUCCUGUGGGUCAUGUAUACGAGUACAUACCCCACCCUGUUACUCAGAUGUGCAAUAACCCCAUCUACAAGCCUCGCGAGGAGGAGGAGGUGGCCGUUUCAUCAGUCCAGGAGACAGGGCAUGCAGAACGCGGGGCUCCUGGGACACAACCCCCAGGAAUGGGGGACGUUCUCCUAGGAAGUGAGCAGUUUGCUGAGACACCCAAGGAGAACCACAGCAACUACCGGACAUUGCUAGAAAAAGAAAAGGAGUGGGCCUUGGCAGUGUCCAGCUCCCAGCUCAACACCAUAGUGACCAUGAAUCAUCAUCAUCCUCAGCCUCACCACCCAGCAGCUGGUGGGGUGUCAGGGGUAGCUGCGGGAACUGGGGGAGACUUGGCUGGGUUCCGCCGCCAUGAGAAGAAUGGUGGGGUGGUGCUGUUUCCCCCCGGGGGAGGCUGUGGUGGUGGCAGUAUGCUACUAGACCGAGAGAGGCCGCCACCAGCCCCCUGCACAGUGGGGUUUGUGGACUGUCUCUAUGGCACAGUGCCCAAAUUAAAGGAACUGCACGUCCACCCUCCUGGCAUGCAAUACCCAGACUUACAGCAGGACGCCAGGCUCAAAGAAACCCUUCUCUUCUCGGCUGGAAAGGGCUUCACAGACCACCAAACCCAAAAAAGUGAUUACCUCGAGUUAAGGGCCAAACUUCAAACCAAGCCGGAUUACCUCGAAGUCCUGGAGAAGACAACAUAUAGGUUCUAA